AUGCAGGUGUUACAUGUAGAUCCAACACAAUAUGACAAGUUGGAGAAGGACUUGGAGACUGCCUUACCUGUAUCUCUGUGUGCUUACAAUCACUUCAAAUUGCUGAAGAGAGGACUACUGACAGAUAAAUCUGUCCUGGUGGACAGCUGGCCAGAUUUUUCUGCUGCUGUUUUCGUUGAUAGCAAAAAAAAUAAGACUGUGCAAUUGGCUAUCAUUUUCUGUAAAGGACCAUCUUUCUGUCAAUACCUAGAAAACCUGUUGCGCCAUGCUUCCACGGCGAUAGCAUCUCCUUUAGUCAUUGCAGGUUGUACUCCGGAUGUGAAGAAUGCCUUGAUAGACUUAUUCAAAUCGACAGAGUCUACUCCAGUCCAGAGCGGAGGCGGUGUUGAUUUUGUUUUUACAUUGCCACCUGAUAAGAUUCUUCCACUAAAGAUUCCAGAUGGAUUCAAGCUAUCCCAUUUACGACAAGAUCACGUGGAAUAUAUACGCAAUUCAUGGCGCUGUAAAGAUAAAUUUGAACUUUAUGGUGACCUCAGACAAUGGAUACGUCAUCAAAUUGAUAAUUUGCCAACAGUCUGUAUUGAAACCGAGGAUGGACGUCCUGUUGCCUGGGAGUUUCAGCAGGAAUACGGUGGAGUCGGUAUGUUACAUGUAGAGUCAGACUACAGAAGACUCAAACUGGGAAGUGUUGUCACAAGGAAGCUGGCUGAGAAAUUGUUAAACGAUGGACAAUUAGUUUUUUGUUUUGUUGGUGUAACAAAUCAAGCAUCUAUUACUUUUCAUGAGAAUAAUGGUUACGUAUAUUUGCCAUUCAAACAUUCUUUUGUAUAUUACAAAUUGUAGUUUUUUUUAAUUCUAAAUUUGUAAAAUUAUUC
Molecule: messenger RNA, 875 nt
Organism: Saccostrea echinata
Lineage: Eukaryota; Metazoa; Mollusca; Bivalvia; Ostreida; Ostreidae
Product: glycine N-acyltransferase-like
Exons: 5
Coding region: 1-843 (280 amino acids)
Cellular component (GO): mitochondrion
Molecular function (GO): glycine N-acyltransferase activity
Source: RefSeq, a predicted model, not a curated record